Messenger RNA from Suncus etruscus (white-toothed pygmy shrew), 740 nucleotides. RefSeq names its product ubiquitin conjugating enzyme E2 G2 (gene UBE2G2). The transcript has 6 exons. Gene Ontology annotation, cellular component: cytosol; endoplasmic reticulum. NCBI's taxonomy places the organism in Eukaryota, Metazoa, Chordata, Mammalia, Eulipotyphla, Soricidae. The record is from RefSeq and is a predicted model, not a curated record. Bases 97 to 594 code for a protein of 165 amino acids.
GGCCCGGCGUCCCGGAAGCCGCGCGGCGUCGGCGGCCGCGACCGACCCCCGAGGAGGAGGAGGAGGAGGAGGAGGAGGCGCCGCCGCGGCCCGAGCAUGGCGGGCACGGCGCUCAAGAGGCUCAUGGCCGAGUACAAACAGUUGACGCUGAAUCCCCCGGAAGGAAUCGUGGCAGGCCCCAUGAACGAAGAGAACUUCUUCGAGUGGGAGGCGCUGAUCAUGGGUCCUGAGGAUACCUGCUUUGAGUUCGGAGUGUUCCCUGCCACCCUCAGCUUCCCGCUCGACUACCCACUGAGUCCCCCGAAGAUGCGCUUCACCUGUGAGAUGUUCCACCCCAACAUCUACCCUGAUGGCCGUGUGUGCAUCUCCAUCCUGCACGCCCCGGGCGAUGACCCCAUGGGCUACGAGAGCAGCGCUGAGCGGUGGAGCCCCGUGCAGAGCGUGGAGAAGAUUCUGCUGUCCGUCGUCAGUAUGCUGGCAGAGCCCAACGACGAGAGCGGCGCGAACGUGGACGCGUCCAAGAUGUGGCGGGACGACCGGGAGCAGUUCCAGCGUGUGGCCCGGCAGCUGGUGCAGAAGUCCCUGGGGCUCUGAGGGGCUCCCGCUGCAUCCUCGUAGGACAAGGCUUGUCCCCAGCCCAGCCCGCCCUUCUGAGCAGGUGUCCCGCCACCAGGGCCAGGCCGUGUUGUGUCCUUGUGGCUGUGGUAUGCCACGCUGGGAAUAAAGACUCGGAGCCAUGA